Drosophila navojoa is the source of this 981-nucleotide messenger RNA. Its product is annotated as protein KTI12 homolog. NCBI's taxonomy places the organism in Eukaryota, Metazoa, Arthropoda, Insecta, Diptera, Drosophilidae. The record is from RefSeq and is a predicted model, not a curated record.
AGCAGGCAUAAGUUGAAUUUCAGAGAAUGCAAUAAAUACAAGUUUCAAUAAUGCCAAUUAUUGUAAUAUCUGGCCUACCCGCAAGCGGCAAGUCGUCAAGAGCCCGCGAACUACAAAAUUACUUUCUAAGCAGGAACAAAAAGGUCCAUCUGAUUAGUGAGAAUGUGGCAGUGCCUAAAGCGCUCUUCGAGAAGAACGCAUAUUUUGCCGAUUCGCAAAAGGAGAAGAUCGUGCGCAGUGACCUUAAAUCGGAAGCGUCCCGGCAGCUGAACAAGGAGGACCUUAUCAUACUCGAUGCUUGCAACUAUAUUAAGGGCUAUCGUUAUGAGAUAUUCUGCAUGACCAAGGCUGCUAGGACGACACAGUGCACCCUGUUCACGUGUAUACCGAAGGAGCAGGCUUGGAGCUUCAAUAUACAGCGCACGGAUCCGGAUGUGCUGACUGAUUCAGCCAACGAGCCUCUGUUGAACAACUCGAAUAUUCCGUAUACCCGCGAGAUUUUCGAUGCGCUCUGCAUGCGCUACGAGGAACCGCAUGGCAACAACCGGUGGGACAGUCACUUGUUUGUGGUCUUACCAGAGGAUAUACUCAACUUUGAGAGCAUCUACAAGUCGCUCUAUGAGACACGCCCCUUGCCGCCAAAUCAAAGCACACAAAACGCGCCUUUGGGCGCAACGAACUACCUGUUCGAGGUGGAUACUAUAUUGCAGCACAUUAUUCAGGAGAUACUGGGUGCUGCCAAAGUUGGCGCAUUUGGCCAACUGUGCAUCCAGGGCAGCACAACCAAGGUUAAGGUAUCAACGACUAUGAAUGCGAUGCGGUUGAAUCGAUUGCGGCAGCAGUUUAUUUCAAGUAGAUGCAGGGGCAACCAGACGACACCGGCACCAUUGGAUCAGGUGCCGCAACUUUUUGUGCAGUUCAUCAAUGCCAAUACAACUGGUUGUUAAAUUAUAAAUAAAUUAUUUUAAUAGUUUUUUUUUU